Symsagittifera roscoffensis is the source of this 1025-nucleotide messenger RNA. RefSeq names its product kiSS-1 receptor-like. The transcript is spliced from 6 exons. Gene Ontology annotation, cellular component: plasma membrane. Gene Ontology annotation, biological process: neuropeptide signaling pathway. The record is from RefSeq and is a predicted model, not a curated record. NCBI's taxonomy places the organism in Eukaryota, Metazoa, Xenacoelomorpha, Acoela, Convolutidae. The coding region runs from base 1 to 885 and encodes 294 amino acids. Gene Ontology annotation, molecular function: G protein-coupled peptide receptor activity.
AUGACCAUGGUGUCGGUGCUGGUGUCCUGUUUCUCGCUGUGUCUAUUGUCAGUGGACAGAUGUGUGGCCCUGAGGUACCCUCUGGAGUCCAUACUCUACCGACAGCCAUCCACGGCCAUAUAUGCCAGUCUCGCCUGCUGGCUAGGAGCUUUGAUAAUUCCAGUGCAUAAGCUGUUCAGCUGUUGGCCAGCGGAAGACCAGUGCUUCUGUUUGGACAACUGGUCCCGGGGAUUGCAGCUGGGACUGUACUUGGGGCUAGUGACCAUCUGCUAUUUCCUGCCUCUUGUCGUGAUUCUCAUCUGUUUCUGUGGCAUAUAUGACGCAAUUAUGACCAGCGCCGCCAUCAAUGCACAGCCCGCAGGCACCCAGGACACCAGUUGUCUCCGGAUAUCGACUAACUCCCCCGGCGAGGCGGCCCUGGCAGCUCAUAGGAAUAGACAGACACGAAUUUCCAAGAUGGUCGCAUUCAUGGCUGCUCUUUUUGCCGUCGUAUGGGGUCCAGUACACCUCGGCACUAUAGUCCUACACUUGGAAAAAUUGAUAGAUACCGAGUAUAUCAUCCCAGACUGGCAGAUCUACUAUCUACUUGCCUCCCGUGCACUCAUUUACUUGGGCAGUUCGCUGAACCCUAUUGUGUACGCAUUCGCAGGCCAGAACUUCCGCACCCACCUCGCUCAGUCAGCCCAGAUGUGGAAGAGGGCACUGACCAGGUGUAUGGGUAGACUAACCGUCAACAUACCCCGACCCAGACCCAGAGUGAAACAGAACAGAGGAGGAAAUAGUUCAGCCGCCACUAGAUCAUCGGCAGCAAUCAAUCUAGCAGAUGGUACAGUCCGACUCAGUCCUUCGCAAUGUGGAAACGCACCACAGACAUCCAGUAUAUAAAGAAACCAUCAUUAGCUCAUGUAUUUUUCGAAACUGCUCAAACAGUCCGGUUAGACUUCAGAAGGCUCUGUCUUCGUAAACAACCAGCUCACAUCCCCUUCUCCAAAUAUCAGUUUUUUUAAAUCAGGGUAUUGGUAACA